This is a messenger RNA of Sinocyclocheilus anshuiensis, 2892 nucleotides long. It is a transcript of the gene pfkpa, whose product is annotated as phosphofructokinase, platelet a. Gene Ontology annotation, molecular function: AMP binding; ATP binding; fructose-6-phosphate binding. Gene Ontology annotation, cellular component: 6-phosphofructokinase complex; membrane; cytoplasm. The record is from RefSeq and is a predicted model, not a curated record. Lineage: Eukaryota; Metazoa; Chordata; Actinopteri; Cypriniformes; Cyprinidae. The transcript is spliced from 22 exons. Gene Ontology annotation, biological process: canonical glycolysis; fructose 1,6-bisphosphate metabolic process; fructose 6-phosphate metabolic process.
AGGACGUGCAAGAGGAGACCGCUGGAGAGGAGAGGAGAGGACAGAGUCCCCUAACCGGCACCGUUUCAUACAGAGUUGUAUCUAUUCAGUAUUAUAUUUUAACCUAUUGGAAGUUUAAAAAGGGAAGAUGGCUCAGACAGACAACAAGAAGUUCUUUGAGAACCUGACGGGCGCUGGGAAAGCCAUAGCAGUGCUCACGAGCGGAGGAGAUGCGCAAGGAAUGAAUGCUGCUGUUCGGGCUGUGGUCCGAAUGGGAAUAUAUGUUGGAGCCAAAGUGUACUUCGUUCAUGAGGGAUAUCAGGGUAUGGUGGAUGGAGGCGACAACAUCAAGGAGGCGACAUGGGAGAGUGUGUCCAGCAUGCUGCAAAUGGGAGGCACUGUUAUCGGCAGCGCACGAUGCAAAGAUUUCCGCACGCACGAAGGUCGUCUGAAGGCGGCUCAUAACCUGGUGCAGAGGGGCAUCACUAACCUGUGUGUGAUUGGUGGAGACGGCAGCUUGACCGGGGCCAAUAUCUUCAGAGAGGAGUGGAGCGGGCUGCUGGCAGAGCUGGUCCAGCAAGGUCUGAUCGAUGAGGAGGCAGCUCAGAAAUACUCUGCUCUUCACAUUGUGGGCAUGGUGGGCUCUAUCGACAAUGACUUCUGUGGCACCGACAUGACAAUAGGAACAGACUCAGCCCUCCACAGAAUCAUCGAGGUGGUGGAUGCGAUCAUGACUACAGCUCAGAGUCACCAGAGGACAUUUGUGCUGGAGGUGAUGGGCAGGCAUUGUGGCUAUCUGGCACUGGUGAGUGCCCUGGCAUGUGGAGCCGACUGGGUGUUGAUUCCUGAAAUGCCCCCUGAGGAUGGCUGGGAAGAGAAAAUGUGUCAAAAACUCUCUGCGAAACGGGCAGGAAUGAAAAGGCUGAAUAUCAUAAUAGUAGCUGAAGGUGCGAUUGAUCGUAACAACAAGGCCAUUACCUCAGAACAUGUAAAGAAUCUGGUGGUUCAGCGUCUGGGCUUCGACACACGCGUGACCAUCCUGGGCCACGUCCAGAGAGGAGGGACCCCCUCGGCAUUUGACAGGCUUCUGGCCAGUCGUAUGGGUGUGGAGGCGGUUCUGGUGCUGCUUGAGACCACUGCAAACUGCGUGGUGUCUCUGUGUGGGAACCAGUCUGUGCAGCUGCCCCUCAUGGAGUGUGUGCAGAUGACUCAGGAGGUGCAGAAGGCCAUGGAUGAGAAAAGAUUUGAAGAGGCCGUGAGGCUACGUGGCAGAAGUGAUUUUAAUGUAAACUAUUGACAUGUUAUGUCUUCAUCCCCAAUUCAGAGCGAUUUUAAUGUGGCUGUGUUGAACGUGGGUGCCCCUGCCGCCGGCAUGAACGCCGCCGUGCGCUCUGCUGUCAGAGUGGGCAUCUCCGAGGGACACAAAAUGUUCGCGGUCAACGACGGAUUUGAAGGAUUCAGUAAGGGACAGAUAAGAGAGAUCAAAUGGGCAGAUGUAGGUGGAUGGACGGGUCAGGGUGGAUCCCUGCUGGGAACUAAACGAACGCUUCCUGCAAAGCACAUUGACAAAAUUGCAGAACAGAUGCGAAAGUAUAACAUAAAUGCACUGUUAGUGAUCGGAGGAUUUGAGGCCUUCCUGGGGAUCAUGGAGUUGUUAGCAGCCCGCGGGACUUAUGAUGAGUUGUGUGUGCCAAUGGUCAUGGUGCCGGCGACAGUCUCCAACAAUGUGCCCGGCUCAGAUCUCAGCAUUGGUGCAGACACGGCUCUGAACGCUAUCACUGAUACAUGUGACCAUAUAAAGCAGUCUGCCAGCGGAACGAAGCACCGCGUGUUCAUCAUCGAGACCAUGGGAGGUUACUGUGGUUAUCUGGCCAGUGUUGGUGGACUGGCGGCUGGAGCGGAUGCUGCAUAUAUCUUUGAGGAGCCGUUUGACAUCAGAGACCUACAGUCUAACGUAGAGCACUUGACAGAGAAAAUGAAGACCAGCAUUCAGAGAGGACUAGUCCUGAGGAAUGAGAACAGCAAUGAAAACUACACCACAGACUUCAUCUAUCAGCUCUACUCCGAGGAGGGCAAGGGAGUGUUUGACUGCAGGAAGAAUGUUCUGGGUCACAUGCAGCAGGGUGGUGCUCCUUCUCCAUUUGACCGUAACUUUGGGACCAAAAUCGCUGCCAAGGCCAUGCAGUGGAUCACCAAGAAGCUGAAUGAAAGCUACAGAAAAGAUGAAGGGAGAGUGUUUGCUAACACAGAAGACUCGGCCUGUUUGCUGGGCAUGCGGCGGCGUGCGAUGGUCUUCCAGCCUGUGGUUCAGCUCAAAGACAAGACCGACUUUGUUCACAGAAUCCCUAAGGAACAGUGGUGGCUGAAGUUACGUCCACUCAUGAAGAUCCUGGCCAAGUACAAGACCAGCUACGAUGUGUCAGACUCUGGACAGCUGGAACAUGUGGUCCUCAACCGACCCAAAGAGUCUGAGGCCAUGGCUGCCAUUUAAACGCAUCCAAACAGUGGCGCUGUUCAAAGGUCACGCUUUAGACGGGCCGUCUGUCCUGCGAGUGCUGUCCUCGACACUUUUGAUCUCUGGGCCUCAGCAAAUUGUUCUGUCAACACUUUGUUUGAAAAAUGUCACCCACAGAAAUCAAUGUUAAUCGUAGGAGAGUGUGAGAAGCAGUGGCGUUUCGUUUUGCUGUUUUAUGUCCUUUGCUCCUGUCGCCCCGCUGUCACCUCGUCACCUUGCAAUAGUGUUCCGCUUCAAAGCACAUUUCUCUCUCUCUCUCUCUGAAGUUCUCGGAAAGAAGUAAAAAUUCCUCGUUCCGGUGUGAAGUCCACAUUGCUAGAGCACCGAUUGAUGUUUGAAUGUAUUGCGUCAUCAAGUGUUAACAUUUGCCUGACCAAUAAAGACCACGAUCACAUGUG